AAAAGCCCAAAAUUUUGUUUGUUUUUGGGCUGGUAAAUCCAUCAAAACGAAGGGUCCAUUCGGGAUUUGAGUUUAGACAAUGUUCCAAAACAUCAAGAAGAAGAAGAAAAGAAAAAAAGAUGGUAAAAACUGCAUAGAUUAUGGGUUGGAAGUAGUUGUAAGGAAUGAAAAGUGUGGAGCAUUCCAAAGAGCACUGCUCAACUUGUUUAGCUUUACCCCCAACAUUUAGACAUUGUUUAAUCCUUAUGGCAGUUCAACUUCCAUUAUAUAACAUCAAUGUGUCGAUAGACGACAACAUUCGAGGUAUUAAAAAUGGAUCCAUCAAUUCCAAUGCAUGAUGAAGAAGAAGCCCAGAGGCUGCCUCCAAAGAGGUUGGUGAACAAAGUGGCAGUCAUAACUGGGGGUGCAAGAGGGAUUGGAGCUGCCACAGCCAAGUUGUUUGCCGAUCACGGUGCCCGCGUUGUCAUUGCUGACAUACUUGACGACUUGGGAGCCACACUAGCUGAUUCUAUCGGAGGCCGCUACAUACACUGUGAUGUGGCAAAGGAAGCUGAUAUUGAAUCAGCUAUUGAGCUUGCGCUCAAAUGGAAAGGUCGACUUGACAUCAUGUUCAACAAUGCUGGCGUUCCUGGUCCCUCGGGGAGCAUAACCAGCCUUGACAUGGAGAAUGUGAAGCACCUCCUCUCCGUCAAUGUUCUUGGCGUUAUACAUGGAAUCAAGUAUGCUGCUGCCGCUAUGAUCAAGGGCCGAAUAGGAGGGAGCAUCCUUUGCACAUCGAGCUCGGCAGCUAUCAUGGGAGGCCUUGGAGGACAUGCCUAUACGCUGUCCAAGGAGGCCAUCAACGGCCUGGUGAGAAGCGCCGCUUGUGAGUUGGGAGUGCAUGGCAUUCGUGUGAACUGCAUUUCGCCCCAUGGGGUUCCUUCAGAGAUGCUCGUCAGUGCCUACAGAGAGCAUCUCGGGAAAAUGGAUAUGACGGCUGAAGACGUAAGCAAAAUUGUAGGGGAAAGGGGGAGCUUGUUGCGUGGGAGAUGUGCAACUGUGGAAGAUGUAGCAGAAGCUGCAUUGUUCGUAGCCAGUGAGGACGCUGGCUUCAUAACAGCACAUAAUCUGGUUCUUGAUGGGGGUUAUACUUCUGCUUGCAGUACCAUGAGCUUCAUCUACCAAAAUGGUCAUUAACGUACCAUUCAAUGAAAUGUUCAUGGAGCCUACUUGGAAUAUCUUACAUCAAAACACGCAGGAUUUCAAUUUCUUACAUCUUUCAAUUCCAUUUCAAACUUCCAAACCUUUAUACCCCCGCCUACUCGAAUGAAUAGACAACUGAAGCUACUUUGUGAAUGAAACUUUUGUGUUUAUGCCGGGCUUAUCUAAUAUUCAAAUACGAAUUCUUUCUUUUGCAUGUACGUUAUCAAACACAAUGAGCAAUACCAUUAUGCUUCAAAUUGCUUCUCUAUCAUCAAAUUCAAAAACUGCUUCUCUAAUAUCAAACUCAAACUGCUAUUCAUAUCAGCUGUCUUGUUUUUCUAUCGUUUCUCCUACUUGCUAAAACUAAAAGUCAAAUUCAAAUCAGAUAAGUUAUUGGAACGACUAGAAGGAUAAAUAUGAUCAUCUCAUCCAUAGAAUCUUCUACAAAACUGUUUUUCUUCCAACAACAAGCUGACACAGAACAUGGUUGUUUAAU
Molecule: messenger RNA, 1678 nt
Organism: Prunus persica (peach)
Lineage: Eukaryota; Viridiplantae; Streptophyta; Magnoliopsida; Rosales; Rosaceae
Product: short-chain dehydrogenase reductase ATA1
Exons: 2
Coding region: 313-1176 (287 amino acids)
Source: RefSeq, a predicted model, not a curated record